Molecule: messenger RNA, 1485 nt
Organism: Knipowitschia caucasica
Lineage: Eukaryota; Metazoa; Chordata; Actinopteri; Gobiiformes; Gobiidae
Source: the annotation of a GenBank genome assembly
AUGACCAGCACCAUGGACAGCUGCGAAGAGGCCAAAGCUCUGAACGGCAGCGCGACCCAGGCCCCCGCAAAGGAGAGCAUGCAGCUGAAGAAGGAAAUCUCCCUCCUCAAUGGAAUCAGCCUCAUCGUGGGCAACAUGAUCGGCUCGGGCAUCUUCGUCUCGCCCAAAGGGGUCCUGAUUUACAGCGCCUCCUACGGACUGUCCCUGGUCAUAUGGGCCAUCGGAGGAAUCUUCUCAGUGUUUGGGGCGCUGUGUUACGCCGAACUGGGCACCACCAUCACCAAGUCCGGGGCCUCCUAUGCAUACAUUCUCGAGUCGUUUGGCGGUUUUAUAGCUUUCAUCAGAUUGUGGACGUCGUUGUUGAUCAUCGAGCCCACCAGCCAAGCGGUCAUAGCCAUAACGUUUGCAAACUACCUGGUACAGCCGCUCUUCCCCACGUGCGAGCCCCCCUAUGUGGCCUCCAGGCUGAUUGCCGCAGCUUGUAUAUGCUUGCUCACGUUUAUAAACGCGGCCUACGUAAAAUGGGGAACCAGAGUCCAGGAUAUUUUCACUUAUGCUAAAGUGGCUGCACUUAUCGUCAUCAUAGUCACUGGAAUAGUUAAGCUGUGUCAAGGCUACACAAGGAAUCUAGAGUCGUCUUUCGAAGGCUCGUCCACGGACCCAGGACACAUCGCACUGGCACUUUAUUCUGCACUUUUCUCCUACUCUGGCUGGGACACACUCAACUUUGUCACAGAAGAGAUUAAAAACCCAGAAAGAAAUCUACCUCUGGCCAUCGCCAUCUCGAUGCCCAUCGUGACCACCAUUUAUAUCCUCACAAACAUUGCCUACUAUGCAGUCUUGGACAUCAGUGCAAUCCUGGCCAGUGAUGCGGUGGCAGUGACUUUUGCUGACCACACGCUGGGGGUCAUGAGCUGGAUCAUCCCCAUAGCUGUGGCGCUGUCGUGUUACGGAGGCCUGAACGCUUCCAUCAUCGCCGCCUCCAGGUUGUUCUUCGUGGGCUCUCGUGAAGGACAUCUGCCCGACGCCUUGUCCAUGAUCCACAUACAACGGUUCACUCCAAUCCCAGCUCUCAUCUUUAAUUGCGUCAUGGCCCUGGUCUACCUCACUGUGGAGGACGUCUUCCAGCUCAUCAACUACUACAGCUUCAGUUACUGGUUCUUCAUGGGUCUGUCUAUCGCGGGACAGAUCUACCUCCGCAGGAAAGAGCCCGACCGGCCCAGGCCUCUCAAGCUGACCCUGUUUUACCCGGUGGUGUUCUGCAUGUGCUCGCUGUUCCUGGUGGCGGUGCCUCUGUACAGCGACACUCUGAACUCUCUGAUCGGCAUCGCCAUCGCGCUGUCAGGAGUGCCUGUCUACUUCCUCGGAGUCUAUCUCCCAGAGACCAAGAGGCCGCCUGUCAUCACCAAGCUGCUGCGUUCACUGACCCACUUCACGCAGUACACCUGUCUGUGUGUUCUGACAGAGAUGGACAAGAGCGACUAG